Messenger RNA from Paramecium sonneborni, 1770 nucleotides. Lineage: Eukaryota; Ciliophora; Oligohymenophorea; Peniculida; Parameciidae. The record is from the annotation of a GenBank genome assembly.
AUGGAUAUUAUAAUACCUCAAUCUCCUGGAUAAAUGGUUUACAUGUACAUUUCAGCCAGAAAAUUACUAAACAUAGGUAAUUCCGCUAUUCAAGACUUCAGAUGCCGAGUGUAUUCAAAAGAAGACUUCAUAGGAGAAACUGAAGUUUGUAAAUCAACCGUUGAUCCUGACUUCAAAUAACCAAUUCCUAUAUUGUAUAAGUUCAAUAAAAGAUAAAAACUUGUUUUCUAAAUUAUUGAUGCAGAUCAAGAAUUAUCAAGUCAGUUAGUAAAUCAAAAUGCUUCUACUUCUAUUGUUGGUAUUUGUAAACAACCUUUGUCAAAAUUAAUGGGAGCCAAAAAUUCUAUAAGCUAAUUGAAUUUGAUGAGAGGAGAUUAAGUUGUAGGAAACAUUAUUAUCCAUGUCUCUAGAAAAGGACCUUAAAUUAUAGGAUAAAAACAAUAAGGACCAAAAGUAACAGAAAUUAAAUGGCGUUGGGGAGGUAUUUAAAAUCACUUAUUAUUAUCUAGGUGUCAAAUUACUUGAUCUUGACUUUUUUAGUAAAUCUGAUCCAUAUGCUAAGUUUUAUAGAGUUAAUGGUCAGUAAACAGAGUUAAUUCAUAAGACUGAAGUCAUCAAAAAUAAUUUAAAUCCAAAUUGGAUGAGUUGGGAAACAACAGAGAAUGAAAUCUGUAAAUUCUCUAGAAAUCUCUUUGUUGAAGUUAAGGAUUAUGAUAGAUUAGGAUCAGAGUUGGUAUUGUUAAAUAAUAUAUUUAGAUUGGACAUGUCACUAUUAAUUAUGACGAAAUCAAAAUAAACAAAAGAACUGAGUUUCCGUUAUUGACAACUAAAGGAAAAAAUGCUGGCACAUUGAAAUUAUUAGAAUUAGUUAUAAUAGAACCAUAAGAGGAGUAAGUGGAAAUAGUUUAAGAGGAACCAAAAGAAAUAACAUUUUUAGAUUAUUUGAUGGGAGGAUGGCAAAUGUCAUUAUAAAUUGGUAUUUAAAUAAAUUAAAAAUAAUAGGAAUUGAUUUCACUUUCUCAAAUUAACCAAUAACUAAACCUGAUUCUUUACAUAAAGUGGAUCCUCACAAAUUAAAUUACUAUUAAUAAGCAAUAAAGGAAAUUGGAGGAGGAAUCAUAGCAUACGAUUAUGAUAAAUAAGUACCAGUAUAUGGAUUUGGAGGAACACCAAAAUUACCGAAUUAUACUAAGAAUACAAUGGAUGAUUGUUUUCCUUUGAAUGGAAAUAAAGAUAAUCCAUUUUGUAAUGAUGUAUAAGGGAUUUUACAAGCUUAUACAGAAGCAGUUCCAAAAAUAGUAUUUUCAGGUCCAACCUUUAUUGCAAAUGUCUUAAAAAAAGCAUUGGAAUUUGGAUAAGAGAAUGCUAAAAAUAAUACAUAUACAGUAUCCAUGAUUUUAACAGAUGGUUAGAUAGAAGAUUAGUAUUUUAUUAAAUAAAUUUGAUAGAGAUGAUGCAAUAAAAGUACUCCUUGAAUGCCAAUCAUUACCUAUGUCUAUAAUAAUAAUAGGAGUAGGAGAUGAGAACUUCAAAUACAUGAAAUAAUUUGAUGAUCCAAAGUUCCUUAAGAAACACUCUAAAAAUGAUGUUAAUAUUAGAGAUAUAAUUCAAUUUGUGUCAUUCUAGGAUUACAAAAAUGACAUAGAAUAAAUGAGUUCAGCUGUUCUAGAUUAAUUACCUAGAUAGUUUAUGGAUUAUAUGCACAUUAAUAACAUCUAACCAAUUAAGAUGCAAUCUGUUCAUCUUAGUUAGGCCUAUAAAUGAAUGGAU